CGAGAGAUAUAUCCGAACUACAGGUAUGACCACAAAAAUACCGCGACAAAGCAGAAACGGAGUCGAAGAGCGGAGGGGCAUAUUUCUUCACCAACCCCUUUACCCAUCAGACGGUCAAAUUUGAAGUCUAAACCACGUAAGCCCUUUUGUUCAGUCCUGUUUCGGCUUUAUCUUCCUGAUGUAAUGAGCCUCCUUCCAGGUCCCCAAAAACGGCCAAGCCGCGCAGUCAGAGGAGUGUCCUCUUCCCAAGACACAAUGAUCAACACCAUGCAAGCGACCUCAUCGAACUAUAGGCGGAACAAAUGGCCGGUGGUAGACGGGACUCAAAGUGAUGUUUCUGCAUACCAUUCAGCCCCCCAAUCUUCUUCCUCGUUCCUGGGUGAAUUUUCUCAUCCACCGACGCUACCUCCAUAUUCUAGUCGGUUCCCAUUGUAUCCCGAGGCCCAAUCGGCAAUUUCAUCAACCUAUACCUGGCCUUCCUUCUCCCAGUCCACCAUGACAUACCCUUCUCUCUGCGCUUCGGGCUCUUCAACAAGUUUCUGGGAUCCUUCAAUAGGAGACAUAUAUCCUACUGUGCAGUGGCCAAGCGAACCGAAUCCGUACUAUCCCUACAAUGAGCAUGGAUCAGACAUGUAUCAAUCGCGCUACUCAAAACUGGGCAUUCCUUCAAGUUCCUAUUCUUCGGGCACGUUAUUCGAAGAGGGUUCGUCAUCCUCGAUAAGUCAAAGGGCUACCGAAUUAUCGGGACCAUCAUCCCAAGGUGUUUCCCUAUUUCCCUCAAACUCUUCAUGGCCUUCGCAAGAAUUCCUCUCGGAGUCACAGCCACUCGGGUUGUUUUGCUCGGAUUUGUCCGCGGAACCCUCGCAGGCCUAUCACGAGCCGAACGAACUUCCUCAAAACUACCCAACACAGAUGAUUCUGGAUGUACCGCAUCCGCCAUUGCCUCAGGCUACUUCUCAAUCCAACCUGCUAAGCCCACUCGCAGAGCUAACUCAUCAGGUCCCGAUGGGUUCCAACAAUGACAUCCCAAUGCUACCUUCUUUUGAGAUGGACUAUCCGAUUUGCUUUCCAGAAGCUGAUUUGAGAAUUCUGGACUCCCUUGAUUUCUGAAGUUAUGAAGUUGAAAGAACAGAUGGAAUAUAUACUGUAUUAUAUACCCUGUUGUUG
Lentinula edodes (shiitake mushroom) is the source of this 1167-nucleotide messenger RNA. RefSeq lists its product as uncharacterized. The record is from RefSeq and is a predicted model, not a curated record. Lineage: Eukaryota; Fungi; Basidiomycota; Agaricomycetes; Agaricales; Omphalotaceae. Bases 184 to 1110 code for a protein of 308 amino acids. The transcript has a single exon.